UACACCCCACUUCAUCAAGCCCCAAUUAAACUCUUCAACACAAAGAAAGCAAAACAAAACGCACAAGGAUUAUAGCAAUGGCAAACAACGAUCAAAACCAAACCGAAGCUGGAAGGCACCAAGAAGUUGGGCACAAGAGCCUUCUCCAGAGUGAUGCCCUUUACCAGUAUAUUCUAGAGACCAGUGUCUACCCAAGAGAACAUGAAGCCAUGAAGGAAUUGAGAGAGUUGACAGCAAAACACCCAUGGAACAUCAUGACCACCUCUGCGGACGAAGGGCAAUUCUUGAACUUGCUCCUUAAGCUUAUCAAUGCAAAGAACACCAUGGAAAUUGGUGUCUACACAGGCUAUUCUCUGCUAGCCACCGCCCUCGCUCUUCCUGAAGAUGGAAAGAUCUUGGCCAUGGACAUUAACAGGGAGAAUUACGAGCUGGGUUUGCCAGUGAUAAAAAAAGCUGGCGUUGAGCACAAAAUUGAAUUCAGAGAAGGUCCUGCUCUCCCAGUUCUGGAUGAAAUGAUGAAAGAUGAGAAGAACCAUGGGAGCUACGAUUUCAUCUUUGUGGAUGCGGACAAGGACAACUACAUAAACUACCACAAGAGGCUGAUUGAGCUGGUGAAAGUUGGGGGUGUGAUCGGGUACGACAACACCCUGUGGAACGGGUCUGUGGUGGCACCCCCUGAUGCGCCUCUCAGGAAGUACGUUAGGUAUUACAGGGACUUCGUGUUGGAGCUGAACAAGGCCCUCGCUGCGGACCCCAGGAUAGAAAUUUGCAUGCUACCGGUUGGUGAUGGAAUCACUCUCUGCCGUCGGAUCAAGUGAUUCUGCCUUCUCAUCACACUCAUCAACCACCUUCACUUCACCCUUCUCAUCAUUGGUCAUCAUUGAGUGGCAGUGGCACCUAAAUGCCUUUUAAAAGCAAUCAACACCUUUUUUUCUUUUCCGCAAAAUAUUCGUGUCUGUAUUUUCCUCCUUUCAUAACGCUGGAUGCAAGUGACUUCUCUUAUUUCAUGUAUUUCCACCAACAUGCCUUGAUUUUAAUGCAAGCCACUUUUCUCUCA
Messenger RNA from Cajanus cajan (pigeon pea), 1057 nucleotides. RefSeq names its product caffeoyl-CoA O-methyltransferase. Lineage: Eukaryota; Viridiplantae; Streptophyta; Magnoliopsida; Fabales; Fabaceae. The record is from RefSeq and is a predicted model, not a curated record. Gene Ontology annotation, molecular function: S-adenosylmethionine-dependent methyltransferase activity; O-methyltransferase activity.